Messenger RNA from Myzus persicae (green peach aphid), 1114 nucleotides. RefSeq lists its product as uncharacterized. NCBI's taxonomy places the organism in Eukaryota, Metazoa, Arthropoda, Insecta, Hemiptera, Aphididae. The coding region runs from base 488 to 1114 and encodes 208 amino acids. The transcript is spliced from 4 exons. The record is from RefSeq and is a predicted model, not a curated record.
GCAUUUUAGGUUACAGAACAUUGUUGCGAUGUAUGAUAUAAGUUUCAAUGCUAACAUCGCACGUCGACGUUACCAAAACAUCGUGUAAACGGUUUAGUUUUACAAAUAUUUUAAGUUUACAUAUAAACAUCCCAUAAACGUUGACGUUUCAACAUCUCUGAAACAAGUUGCUGUAACAGUACAACAACAGCGUAGUGAUGUGAUGGAAAACGAUUUAUAUUAAUUCAAUUAUUAUUUAAAAAUAGACAAAUAUAGUGGUAUUUUUAUAUUAAAUAUAAAUAGAUAAAACAAAUUUUGUUUUAUCUAUAUCCCACGCUCGCCGCUAAAGCGCGGCUAGCUAACCCACCCACCGGCCAACAGUCACCACACAUAACCGCCUAACCUAACCAGUGAUUCACUGCGUUAUUGCAUUUUCUUCUGUAAUAACAAAUAGACAAUUAUAUAUAAUAAAGCAAUUAUUACUAGUAUAAACGGUUUUUCUAGUACGAUGACUACACCAAGUUUUAAAAAGUCAUCAUUCAGAAAAAAAUGGGUAGUGGCAGUUUUUCCCGAGUCCAAGGACUAUAGUGUUAUACCUACCAAUUGGCUAGUAGACAAGGAGAAAUUAGCCGAAGGUGCUAUUAAGUUUUGUCGAUGGCCACUCACCAGAGUAACUAGCAAUGAGUUAAAGGCUGCGGUUGAUCCAGAACCGUUAUGGGAAACGUACCGUGUAAAGGUAGUUGGCCGUAAUAAAUCAUAUGAUAAUUUUAAUAAAGCAUGGCACCAAAAAUUUUUUGAAGAGUCGUCAGCUACAGAAAAUGAAGAAAUGGAUAUUACAAAAAAAAAACAAAAAAAAAGCUACGAUAGUGAUUCAGAUGAGAGUGAUGAUGAAGGCAAUAGUGGUUUCUAUGUUGAGGAAAAGUCUAAAAGUUCAUGUGUUGACUUACAAACAGUAAACACAUGCCCGUCUAUAUCAUCUGUAUAUAAUAUGCUAUCACCAAUGCUACCAUCAAAUAUUCUCACACAAAUAGAUGAUUAUUCUGAAAAUGUAGAGCCAACGACAUCAAAUUCAUCAAUGACCCAUUUAAACACUACUGUUUCAGAAUUACAGGUAAUUAUUAUAGGUUCUCACUAA